AUGCCAUCUAAUCGCGCAUUACAGCUGCUGGGCAUAGAGAGCCACGACGUUGACAUCGCCAUCAACACCAUGACUGGAGAAGCAUUCGCGCAGAAACUUCUCGAUGCUGGCAAAGUCGACUCGAUUGGAACGACCAUCGCCGUCAACCCAGACCAAUCAAAGCAUUUGGCAACAACACGUCUUAAAAUCCAUGAUUUCUGGGUCGAUCUGGUCAACCUGAGAAGCGAAACCUAUACCGGAGAAAGUCGCAUUCCCACUAUAGAAUUCGGCACUCCACAGGAGGAUGCAGAUAGGCGAGAUCUAACGAUUAACGCAAUGUUUUACAAUAUUCACUCUCGAAAGGUGGAGGACUUUACGGGUAGGGGUAUUGACGACCUCAAAGCUGGUAUAGUCAGAACGCCUCUGGAAGCCAAAACGACCUUUGAGGAUGAUCCACUGCGUAUACUGCGAUGUGUACGGUUUGCGAGUCGACUGGGCUAUACGGUUGAAGAGAGCAUCGCUGCGGCAGCUAAAGACCCCACAAUACAGAAAGCACUCGAUAACAAGAUAAGCCGAGAAAGGAUCGGUGAAGAGAUUGAUAAAAUGAUUCAGGGACCGGACCCUGUAUACGGGAUGGAGUUGCUCCACUCUUUCGGUCUGCUUCCAAUUGUCCUCCGUCCCACAGCCCAGGCAUCAUCGACAUCGAGUGGAGCUCCCCUAUCCAUGGACUACGCCCUCCGUGGAAUAAUUAUCAUAGAGCUACUGUUACGGUCGGAAGAACAUCUACCGGGUGUCCAUCCCCUUCUACUUUCUUCAACUCUAGAAACCCAUUCUACUCAAGCAAGACUCAGAAUUGCAUCGAUUCUCACGCCAUUUCGAGGACUCACUUUUGAGCAAAAGAAGAAGUCGAUCCCACUUGUAGACAGCGUAAUCCGGGACGGUCUAAAGCUUGGGGGCCGAAAUCACUACUUGGAUGGCAUUCCCCAUCUAUUCCGCUCAGCCGAGCUGAUCAGGGAAGCAUUCUCCACCACCUUCGCGACCGAAUCUCGAGCAGAGAUCGGUAUGCUCCUCAGACAUCCCUCAAUUCACAAUCCUAUCAUCGGGUCUGAAUGGAAAUCUUCGGCAUUGUUCUCGUUACUCCAAGAACUUGUCGACUGUUGGGAAGGAGAAUUGGAUACCGCAAAAGCAACAGAAUGCAUACAAAAGUAUAACAAGCUAGUCGAAAAGAUAGUCGAGCUAGAUCUGACCGAGGCGAUUGGCGCUCCUCCAAUACUCAAUGGCAAGCAGGUUUGUGAGACACUCAAGAUUAGACCUGGUCCUCAGAUGACUCCAUUGAUGGAGAAAGUUGUUUACUGGCAACUGGAACAUCCCGGAGCUACUGCUGAUGAAUGUCAAGCAUGGCUACUCGAACAACAGGCUCAGGGUGCUCUUGGUAUCACAAAUAAUGCACCAGAGAGUGAACAGCCAACAACAUUUGAGGCGACAGGAGUCGAUGAAUUUGUUCUGCGUGCUCUGAAAGACGCCUUUCCUCACAUAAAAGAACCGACUCCAGUUCAAAGAGAGUUCAUUCCAGCCAUUCUGGGAGGAAAGGACGUUCUUUUACAGGACAAAACUGGGACCGGCAAGUCACUGGGAUUGCUCCUCGCACUACUCUCCAAGCAGCGAGCAGCUCGUUAUGAGCUACCCAAAUACUGGAAAAAGCGCGCGGCGAAAAGUCUCGAGGCAAAAGAGGCGAUAACGGCCAUUGUAAUCGUUCCGCACAACGACCUUGCUCAUCAAUUCGCCAACUGGGUCAAGAGCAUGCAUCUGUCGCCGUCUUCGACGGUCCUACGGACACUGCUCAAGGACCCAGAGAUUAGCCUCGACGAUCAGCUGGCCCGGAUUGCCAAAGUUCCUCCGCAUAUACUCGUAACUACCCCCAACGCGUUACAAGCAUGCUGGAAAACGGCCAAGAAAACACUCACUCUGGACUCUGUUUCGACCGUGGUGUUGGAUGAGGCGGACCAUCUGCUUCGCGUGCCAAGCAAUAACACGCCUUUUACGAGACAUGUUGACGGAAAUAUUCAAGCUACGACCAAAGUCAAACGACCAGGCGCUCGCUCAACCGUCCCAGACAUCCCCACCACCAUCACCCCUAUUCAACUGGUACUGGUCUCCGCCACGCUACGACCUGCUGUCCGCAAGUUUCUAUAUCUCGAGACAAAGUGGUUAUCACAGAAACCGGGUCAGACGGUGACCAUCGAAAGCACCAAGGCAAUGGAUCCACGUAACGAUCCUGUUCGUCAUUAUGGCCUGUUCGUCGACGUUUCCGGUCGCGUACGGAAUAUCAUGGACCCCGAGGCGGCGUACGAUAUGAACCGCGAGGAGGCAAUGGCAUCUGACUUGGAGGACGUGUUACCACAUUCUGAAAUAAGCGAAGAAGGUCAGGAUGCGGAAACAUCGACGGCACUGUCAUCUGUUCCCGAGAGCUUACUAUGGGGUCGUAAUCGCCUGCCUUCCCAGCUUUUGGAUGCCAUUGUAUCCAUCUUUGUCUUUGACGUGCCACAGUUUGCAUUGCUCGUCAUCCCGUCCGAGGCAUCAGCAAAAGGGACGGUAGACGAUCUCGCAGAGCUUGGUGUAAAGGCCGUCAAUCUCGACGAGUUUAUCCAGAGUCCACGCAAGACGAUGCACGAGCUCGGGGUGCGGACAAAACGGCCAAACUUUUCACUGCCGAUCACUGAAGGAGAUGAGGAAAACAAAAAUGCAGAAGAAGAGGCGAUGGAUGACCCAGUGAUGCUAGUUGCCGUCCAAUCUGCUGUGCGGGGAAUCGACCUUCCCCUCCUCUCGCACGUGUUUAUUGCCGGUGUACCAGAGAGUGAAGUAGACUACAUUCAUCUGUCCGGACGAGUAGGACGUAUGGGCGCACCAGCCAACCCGAAGCAAGACGUCAAAAAGGUUAUUACCUUUUUGGCCGAGCCCAAUCUUAGCGCUGGACGAAAUGCAAGCAAGAUUAUGCAAAAGGAGAGACGACCCCAGAGGGAACUAGAACGAAUAUGGAAGAUGACCGGAGUCAGACCGAGUAUUUAUGCAAGGGCAUUAUAG
Messenger RNA from Serendipita indica DSM 11827, 3060 nucleotides. The record is from the annotation of a GenBank genome assembly. NCBI's taxonomy places the organism in Eukaryota, Fungi, Basidiomycota, Agaricomycetes, Sebacinales, Serendipitaceae.